AUGAGCCCCGAGAUCAUCCUCUUCCACUACACCUAUUCGCCGUACGCGCGAAGGGUAGCAUGGUAUCUGACGCUAAGGGGAUUCCUAUUCGGAAUGUAUCCAACCCCCAUCAUGCCCAGGCCUGAUGUAGCCCGGCUUGGCAUCAAUUACCGGAGGAUUCCACUCCUUUCCAUCGGGCGAGAUGUUUAUCUAGAUACUCGCCUUAUCAUUGAGAAAUUAGAGCAGCUCUUCCCGGCUAAGCCAAAGCUCGGCGCAACCACAGCUGCGGAACGUUUGAUCGAGCGUCUCUUACAGGCCUUCAACAUCGACGGCGGCAUCUUUGGCUACUGUUUUCAAGCUCUCCCCACGGACCUGCCCCUUCUACGGGACCCCGUUUAUUACAAGGACAGGGCGGAUUUUAUGGGCUUCAAGGUGAGCAAGGAGUCUAUGACUAAGGACCGCGCCGAUGCUCUCAAAGAGCUGAGGGGUGCUUUUGAUCUUUUGGAGCACACCCUCCUGGCGGACGGCCGAGACUGGGUUCUUGGGACGGGUAGCCCAAGGCUGGCUGAUAUCGAAGCAAUUUGGCCUUUUCACUGGCUUACUGGUCUGCCGGGAGCGCUCCCCGCCGAGAUCUUUUCGCCUUCAACGUAUCCAAAGGUAUAUUCCUGGAUCCGUAGAUUUCAAAAGCACCUUAGCGAUAUGAAGCGGGAGAAUGGCAGAGCAAAGCCUAUACAGGGAGACGAGGCGUUCAAGACCAUCACCUCUUCUCCGUACAGCGAGAGCUUGGGUGAAAUCGACGAGACCGACCCCGUUGUGGUAGCCGAAGCCUUGGAAAAGGGUAUGCUCGUCACCGUUUGGCCGAGUGAUACUGGGUCCGCCCACAAGGAUACGGGUGCGCUUCUUGCUAUUGACAAGACAGAAAUUGUCUUUGAGACUUCGGGAUCAUUGGCCCCUUUGGCAACCGUGAGGGUUCACGCCCCACGCCACGGGUUUCGUGUCACCAAACACGGCCCCAGCCAGACGCAUUUGUAA
This is a messenger RNA of Parascedosporium putredinis, 1011 nucleotides long. The record is from the annotation of a GenBank genome assembly. NCBI's taxonomy places the organism in Eukaryota, Fungi, Ascomycota, Sordariomycetes, Microascales, Microascaceae.